AAUAUCUCAGUCACAUACUUUGGAGAUAUUGAAUUUAUUUCCAGAAAUUUUAAAUGAUUGUUUCCGUAGUGAUCUUACAGAUACUAAAGAGAAAAAAAUAUCAGAAUGUUGCCUAGUUUGGUUUAAAAACUUUAUAGACAAGCUCAACUCAUCAAACGAAAGCGACUUGAUUUUUUUAAUGUUUCAACGAUUAGAACUUGUGCAUCCAUUUCUUAGUCAAAGGAUUAAUGUUUGGCAAAAUUUAUCAGAUAUUGUUAUAGAAAGAACAAAGAAAUGUCAAGAAAAUCAAAUCUUUGAUGCAAUAAAAUUAGUAGUAGUACAAAUUAAACAAAAUGACGUUAAAAAAUUAUUUUUAGACACGGUAAAAGAAAUAUUAAACAAACACUAUCCAAAAAAUGAUUAGCUGAAUAUGCAAUUAUAUUAGCAGAAACACAAUAAAUAUUUUUAGUGCUUAAAUUUUUUUUAUUAAAAUAAUAACUUAAAAUGAACGAAAAUAUUUGUAUCAUAUGAAUAGAUCAUAAGUUCAAUAAUUCUUCCGAAAUUU
Molecule: messenger RNA, 544 nt
Organism: Rhizophagus irregularis DAOM 181602=DAOM 197198
Lineage: Eukaryota; Fungi; Glomeromycota; Glomeromycetes; Glomerales; Glomeraceae
Source: RefSeq, a predicted model, not a curated record